AUGAUGGUGCUGUCGUCCAUGCGAGAUUUCAACCUAUUCCAGGAGACCUGCCCGUUGGCCAUCAGAGCUGUGGGAGGCCUCGAAGUGUUAAUCAAUUUACUCGACAUGGAUGAACCAAGUAUUGGCUCAUUAAAAAUCCUGAAGGAAAUCAGUCAUAAUCCUCAAAUCAGACGUAAUAUUGUUGACCUUGGGGGCUUACCAGUUAUGGUUAAUAUUCUCGAUUCUCCACACAAGAUCCUGAGGUGUUUGGCAGCCAAGACCAUUGCAAAUAUUGCCAAAUUCAGAAUAAUCGAUCGCUUGGAUGGAGUCUGCUUGUUGUGGUCCCUGCUAAAAGAUCCUCACCCAGACGUGAAGGCCAGUGCAGCCUGGAUCCUGUGUCCCUGUGUCGAAAAUGCCAAGGAUGCUGGAGAAAUGGUUUGUUCCUUUGUGGGUGGUUUGGAACUUAUCGUCAGCUUACUGAAAUCAGAUAACAAAGAAGUUCUGGCGAGUGUGUGUGCUGCUAUUACCAAUAUAGCCAAGGAUCAAGAAAACAUUACAGACCAUGGAGUUGUCCCUUUAUCGUCCAAACUGACAAAUACAAACAACGACAAAUUGAGGCGGCACCUGGCAGAAGCGACUGUGCGCUGCUGCUUGUGGGGCAGAAGAGUGGCUUUUGGUGAAUACAGAGCGGUGGCCCCACAGGUGCGCUUCCUGAAGUCCACCGACACCAAAGUGCACCGGGCAACCGCGCAGGCCUUGUACCAGCUCUCAGAAGACAUCAACAACUGUAUCACGAUGCAUGAGAACGCCGCCGUGAAGGAAUUUUUCAUUUUGCAUUGGCUUACAGUAGCUGUGGGUGUUUGUGGGGUACGGUCUAGCAUGUCAGUGCCUGUGUACAGCAUGCAGUGUGAUCAGAGUGGGGCGGUCAGCGUGUCUGUCACCUUAGGCAUGCAUCGCUUCUCUGCACUGGGAACAUCACAAAUCCUCUCCCCACUGUCUUGA
Messenger RNA from Lepus europaeus (European hare), 981 nucleotides. RefSeq names its product outer dynein arm docking complex subunit 2 (gene ODAD2). The record is from RefSeq and is a predicted model, not a curated record. NCBI's taxonomy places the organism in Eukaryota, Metazoa, Chordata, Mammalia, Lagomorpha, Leporidae. Gene Ontology annotation, molecular function: protein binding.